AUGUCUGGCCAACGGCCACCGUCGUCGUUGCCGCCGCAGCCGCAGCCAUUCCGCUUCUGGCUUCCCUACAGAAGCAACGUGGGAUCGUGGCGGCAGCAAUCACGGACGCCGUCGCAGCCAAUGCCAUCGUCGCCUCGACCUCGAGCACCUACGACGCCGCCGCCACCAACUCCGGCAGGGCCUCCGCCGCAGCGGUCGGUGCCACACGCCGUGGUGGAAGAUAUCCCUCUUCAAGCCGAGUCAUCCGAUGAGUCGGGCACGAUCCCGGUCCAAAGCUCAGACUCGUCGCAGCUGCGAGGGGGCAGGCCGUCCAUGGCCGACCUCGAGCUGACGCUCUCCGGCGAGCCGCCGGCCGCCAAGAACAGAAUCACCAUCUCCGGCUUCCCGCGGUCGCGCCUCUUUGACGGCGCGCGCGCGCCGUACCGGCGGGAGAUCGAGGACGGCCUCAAGAGCCUCGCCGCGCGCGAGACGCCGGCGCCGAGGCCGGAGAGCGGCCAGGGGUACCGCGUCGUGACGCUCGCCGGCCACAACGUCGGCGCGAGCAUGAUGCUCGGCAACGCGCCGCCGCCGCCAAGAGCCGCGGAGCCGGAGCCGCCGAGGGUGGCGGCGAACGUGAACAGCAACGUGCAGAGCGUGAACAACUCGUCGAUGGAGGGGAGCACGCUCAGCGCCGGCAGCCCCGGCGUGCACGUGGACAUCAGGAACGCGCGGGAGGAGCCCGAGGCGGCGACGCCGACGCCGCCGCCGAAGGAGGAAGAUAAGGCAAAGGAGCCCGUGAGAAGACCGCCGCGGGAGACGAGCGCUGCGGCAGGAGGCGGCGAGGCGGCGAGGCCGACGGCGAGGCGGAGGCGGUGCCUGCGCGCGCUGAUGAUGGAGAACGGGAGCGAGACGGAGGCGGCGCGGAAGCCGAGGCCCGGCGCCUGCCGAUUCCAGUGCGUAGCGGAACAUGCACCGCCGGCGGCGACGGCGAGCAACGGCGGUGGCGCUGGCGGUAAGAGCGCGGAGGAGGAUGGCGGGAAAUCAAGCACGGAACAGGCAGCAAGUUGA
Messenger RNA from Panicum virgatum (switchgrass), 1047 nucleotides. RefSeq names its product large proline-rich protein BAG6-like. The transcript is spliced from 2 exons. NCBI's taxonomy places the organism in Eukaryota, Viridiplantae, Streptophyta, Magnoliopsida, Poales, Poaceae. Bases 1 to 1047 code for a protein of 348 amino acids. The record is from RefSeq and is a predicted model, not a curated record.